CCGUGGAAGAGUAGCAAACGAAGUGAUUCGGCUCGACAUGAGACUGAAGUUAGCAACGGCCUGGAGAAAGAACUACAUUAAAGGAUUUAUUAGGAAAUUAUAACAACAUAAUAAACCUGUGGAUUAUUAUGAUAAUUAUUUGGAUUGAUUUUUCUAUAUUUUACAGGGUUAAAAUAAUCAUACAUGCUUUGGUUGCGAUAUUUAAAUCUCUGUUAUCAGGUGUCUUUACUCGGUAAAUUACUGUUAAGAAGCUUGAAAUAGUUCAUCUUCGUUGAAUCCUUAGCAAUGGGAUACAAAAUGAAGCUUGGAUGUAGUUUUCUUUUAAUGUUCAUUUUUUCUCUGUUAAGCACUGGUAGAACAGAUCUGGGAAAAAAUAUCACAGUGGCUGUGAUGUUGCCUGAUAAUUAUAGCAAGUACGCCUGGGCACUUCCAAGAGUCUUUCCAGCAAUUCGUAUGGCAAAUGAAGAAAUUCAGAAGAACGGCGGACUUCUGAGGGGGUACCACCUUAACCUCAUGAACACCAGCACUGAAGAUGAAGGUGGUGGCUGCUCUGAAACUCUUUCUCAGAUAGUUGCUGUGGAUAUAAAACUCUACAACAACCCCGACGUUUUUUUCGGACCUGGUUGUGUGUACUCCGUCGCUUCGGUUGGGAGGUUUGCCACCCAUUGGAAGAUCCCCCUGAUAACAGCAUGGGCACCAGCCUUUGGGUUUGAUCAGAAGGAUCAGUUCAAAACUGUUGUAAGGACCGGGCCCUCAACCACGAAACUUGGAGAAUUCGUUUAUAAUUUCCAUUCAUAUUUUAACUGGACCUCCCGUGUAGUAAUGAUCUAUCAUGACUUGAGAAAGGAUGACCGUCCUUAUUAUUUCCUAUCCGAAGGCAUUUAUAGUAUGUUGAAGAACGCAAACGUAACAAUUUUUCCUCAUCCCUACUCAGAAACACAAAUCUAUGAUUACAAAGAAAUUAUUACAUUCAUUAAAGACAACGGAAGAAUUGUUUAUAUCUGUGGACCCUUGGAGACCUUUCUGGAGAUAAUGAACCAAUUCCAGAAAGAAAAAUUAAAUCAUGAAGACUAUGCCAUCUUCUAUUUGGAUGUGUUUGCAGAAAGCCUGAAAGGUGACACAAAUAGAGAAGCUAAGAAGCCCUGGCACAACAAAGAGAUAACAGAUGGAACAGAUACUAUGAAGAUUUUUCAGUCUGUAUUUAUCAUAACCUUCAGGGAACCUGACCACCCAGAAUACUUCAAAUUUCAGAAGGAACUACAUAUCAGAGCCAAACAGGACUUCAGUGUUAAACUGGAACCCUCUCUGCUGGAUUUUAUAGCUGGCUGUUUCUACGAUGGAUUCAUGCUGUACGCACAAGCCCUUAAUGAAACUCUCACUGAAGGAGGUUCUCAAAAGGAUGGAAUAAAUAUCACACAGAAAAUGCAAAAUCAGAAAUUCUGGGGUGUCACAGGUCUUGUCAUCACAGAUGAAAAUAACGAUCGAAACAUUGAUUUCAACCUAUGGGCCAUGACAAAUGUGGAAACUGGCCAAUAUGGGGUGGUGGCUCAUUAUAAUGGUACAACCAAAGAAAUUAUCUGGUCUUCAACUGAGAAAAUUCACUGGCCUAAGGGAAGUCCCCCUUUGGAUAAUCCUCCAUGUGUGUUCAAUAUGGAGGACUAUUGCACUAAUGAAGGUCCUCUGACUGUGUUUCGAAUUGUGGCUUUCGGAAGCGGCCUUGCCCUAAUCAUUUUCGCAAUUUCCAGUUUCCUUAUUUACAGGAAACUAAAGUUGGAGAAAGAACUGGCAAGCAUGUUAUGGAGAAUUCGGUGGGAAGAUCUUCAGUUUGAAAGUCCACACAAAUACCACAAGAGUGCAGGCAGCCGUCUCACGUUAUCACAGAGAGGCUCCAGUUAUGGGUCACUUAUAACAGCACAUGGAAAAUACCAGCUAUUUGCAAAAACUGGCUAUUUCAAGGGCAAUCUAGUGGCAAUUAAGCAUGUAAACAAGAAGAGGAUAGAGCUGACCAGACAAGUGCUGUUUGAACUGAAGCAUAUGAGAGAUGUGCAGUUCAACCAUUUAACAAGAUUCAUUGGCGCCUGCAUUGAUCCUCCAAAUAUUUGCAUUGUGACUGAAUACUGCCCAAGAGGUAGUCUACAGGAUAUACUGGAAAAUGAAAGCAUUAACUUGGACUGGAUGUUUCGCUACUCACUCAUUAAUGAUAUAGUAAAGGGGAUGACAUUUUUGCACAACAGCCACAUUGGUUCUCAUGGAAAUUUAAAGUCAUCCAACUGUGUGGUGGACAGCCGUUUUGUAUUAAAAAUCACAGACUAUGGAUUAGCAAGUUUCAGAUCAGUCUGUGAUAAUGAUGACUCACAUGCACUCUAUGCAAAAAAGCUGUGGACUGCCCCAGAGUUUUUGAGAUAUGAAAGAGUUCCUCCUCAAGGGACACAGAAAGGAGAUGUAUACAGCUUUGGGAUUAUCCUUCAAGAGAUUGCUCUUAGAAAUGGCCCCUUUUAUAUCGAAGGAAUGGAUCUUAGCCCAAAAGAGAUUGUACAAAAGGUGAGGAAUGGACAGAAGCCGUACUUUCGACCCACCACUGACAUUAAUUUCCACAGUGAGGAAUUGGCCAUCCUUAUGGAGGGAUGUUGGGCUGAAGAUCCAGCAGAUCGACCUGAUUUCAGCCAUAUCAAAAUGUUCAUCAUGAAACUGAACAAAGAAGGCAGCACAAGUAUUUUGAAUAAUUUGCUGUCCCGAAUGGAACAAUAUGCCAAUAACCUUGAGAAGCUGGUGGAGGAAAGAACACAAGCUUACUUGGAAGAAAAAAGAAAAGCAGAGAAUCUACUCUAUCAAAUCUUGCCUCAUUCCGUGGCAGAACAGCUCAAGCGAGGUGAAACCGUCCAAGCAGAAGCUUUUGACAGUGUGACCAUCUAUUUCAGUGAUAUUGUUGGCUUCACUUCAUUGUCAGCAGAAAGCACACCAUUGCAGGUUGUAACCCUGCUAAAUGAUCUGUACACCUGUUUUGAUGCCAUCAUUGACAACUUUGACGUCUAUAAGGUGGAAACCAUUGGUGAUGCAUACAUGGUGGUUUCUGGCCUUCCUGUACGGAAUGGUAAACUUCAUGCAAGGGAAAUAGCUGGAAUGGCAUUAGCAUUACUUGAACAGGUGAAAACAUUCAAAAUACGGCACCGACCUAAUGACCAGCUGCGACUAAGAAUAGGAAUACAUACAGGUCCUGUCUGUGCAGGGGUUGUUGGUUUAAAAAUGCCAAGAUACUGCUUAUUUGGAGAUACUGUUAACACAGCAUCAAGGAUGGAAUCAACCGGAGAAGCCUUGAAGAUACAUGUUUCCUCAGCAACUAAAGAGGUGCUGGAUGAAUUUGGUUAUUUUGACCUACAACUACGAGGAGAUGUAGAAAUGAAGGGCAAAGGCAAAAUGAGAACAUACUGGCUUCUGGGAGAAAAAACAGAUGUUUAUGUCAUCUGAGAACUUUGCUUAACCAUGUGCUGACAAUUUGUACAGAAAACCACAGAACAGCAUAGGUGCAGGCUAUUAUUUUAUUUGUUCUAAAAUAAAUCUUGAUGGUUUUCCUUCCAGAUUGUGUAACAGGACAUUAAAAAAUACAUGCCUUUAACUAAAAGGUUAUUUCAGGUAUAUUUUAUACCUGCUGAAAACUGCAAAAAUGUAAAGAAAUAGUUUUUAUGAAAAUCUUUUUUGUCAUGAAAGUGAGUACUUUUCAAUGAUAAACCCUUAUUUUUUGUGCUUUCUAUAUCAGGAUUUAUAUAAUGUGUCUGAAAAUUAAUUACAUAUCUAAUAUUUUCUCCUUCUACAAGCUAUAUAUACAUACACAUUACAUGUGUAUAUAUAUUUGUUGUAUAUAUACAUAC
Molecule: messenger RNA, 3866 nt
Organism: Lepisosteus oculatus (spotted gar)
Lineage: Eukaryota; Metazoa; Chordata; Actinopteri; Semionotiformes; Lepisosteidae
Gene: npr2
Product: natriuretic peptide receptor 2
Biological process (GO): receptor guanylyl cyclase signaling pathway; intracellular signal transduction; cGMP biosynthetic process
Cellular component (GO): plasma membrane
Molecular function (GO): protein kinase activity; adenylate cyclase activity; ATP binding
Source: RefSeq, a predicted model, not a curated record